Molecule: messenger RNA, 1323 nt
Organism: Closterium sp. NIES-67
Lineage: Eukaryota; Viridiplantae; Streptophyta; Zygnematophyceae; Desmidiales; Closteriaceae
Source: the annotation of a GenBank genome assembly
GAAUUCUCGCGCUUUGGAGCGGCAUUCCAGCACCACUAUUCCACAUUCCCCACCCGAAGACACUCUGCACUAUCCCGCCACGUCGAGAAAGCGUAACGGGGCCGGGGCUCUUUUCGAAAACGCGCGAAGCGCCACCUCUCAUAGGGUGCCUGCGAGACACUCGCAACCUGUCGCGCCUGACAAUCGCCGUUCUCAACAGAAUAUUCGCCAUAACCAGGCACCCAACUAAGGGCCACAUCGGCCCUCAUACAAAUCGGACCCAUCGUCGCAGCCGUCUUCCACACCUCGCGGGCCAGCGUCGCGCACAAGCAGCGCCAGGGCUCCCUCAGUCACGCAACGCACAGCGGGAACUUAGCGACACCCACGCUAGCCCACCCGAAUCAAGGUGCGCUCUGCAUCUUGUAGCGGCGCAACUAGGGUGUUGACGCAUUGGCGCGGCCUAUGCCCAUGCAUUCCCGUGGGACUGCAUUCCCCGUGCUUUCCACAUGCCCAUCCGUGCCCACGCCAAUGCCUUCGCAGUGCCCAUGCUACCGAUGCGCCGUGGCCUUCGUCAUUCUAAAAUCAACCCGAUGCCCAUGCACUCCGGCGCCAAUGUGCGCACUAUGCCCAGAGCUCGCCUUCCCCCCAAACCAGAGCUCACCUUCCCCCCCUGUCCGAACCCAACUUCCCCCCAAACCAGAGCAGGAGAUCAGGAGAGCAGAAGAGAGGGUUUCGCAGCAGAGCAGGUGAGCAGGAGAGUAGAUGAGCAGGAGAGUGGGAGAGCCAGAUAGCUUGAGGGCGGGAGAGCAAGUGAGCGGGAGAGCAGGAUCCUGGGAGAGCGGGUGUGCGGGGUAGCGGCAGUGCAGCAAUAGCACGGCGGUGUCCACGUGAUGUGGUGUCGGGACGGCGCGGCUCUCGCGAAAGCGAGGGCUGGAAAUGGCUCUCCUAAAUCAAGUGUGGUUCACGCCCCUCUAAAACUCCCCGGUUUUUCGAGUCAGCGCGACGUGCACUGGGAUUGCUUGACGGGAAGGGCGGGGGGCAGCGUCAUGUCCUAGGAGUGCAUAGUAAACUCCAAGGGACCUUGCGUCUUGGUGGGUUGGUGAGAUGCGUGUUCUGGAGUGCUGACCUUGCGUCGUAUGGCUGUCGCUCGGCCAAUCACCCAUUUGCGCCUGAGAAGUAUUCCUUUCUCGCGGGCCAACAGGGUUACCAAGUUUCCAUUGUGUGGGCGUGUCAAGGGUUCGCCACUUGGAAGGUUCAAGGUACUCUGUGUCAAACAUGUGUAUCUCCUAUGUUUGCAUAGACUGUAUAGGGCCACCUCUUAGAGGGUGCAACACUUAGGUAUAU